CUUGCAGAACUCAUAUGUUGUUUUCCCACCCACAAGAAACAGGUCUGUCCAGCUUCCUCACUAUCAUUUUUUUUUUUUUUUACCCUCUACUGGUAUUUUUAUAAACAGUACAGUAUUCAUAAUAUCACACCAUCCAAAUUUACUUUUUGUUAUUGGUCCAUAUUGGUUGCUGGGUGAUAAGGUUUUUAUUGGAAUAAUUGUGAUAUAAAGUAUAAUGUACUGUAUGUAAAGGUGCUUCUGGGGUACACACUCAUCUAGCUCCAUCUGUGGUACAGCCAUGGAAAUGCGCUCUGAAAGUCUUCCUGUAUGACCUUUCUAAACAUGGUUGCCAUGAAGAAACUACUGGUUGCUGCUGUUGUUGCUGCCUUUGCAGCUUUCAUUGGACACCGAUUUCUUAAACUAAAGGAAAUGGCUCUCGCUUCCAGAGACAUGCCUAUGAAACACCUCAACUGUCGUUAUUUAAUGAAUAUUGAAUAUGGGGCAGAGGAUAUCACAAUACUAAGAGACGGACUGGCCCUUAUAAGCACAGGGUUGAAGUAUCCUGGAAUGCCUUCUUUCUCCGAUGACCCGGGGAAAAUGUACGUUUUGGACCUGCUGCACCCGAAGCCGACUCCAGUGGAGCUGCAAAUCAAAGGAGGGCUGGACCUCAGCUCUUUCAACCCACAUGGCAUCAGUGUGUACAUCGAUGAAGCAGAUGACGCUGUGUACCUGUUUGUUGUCAAUCACCCUCAGCACAAAAGCCAAGUGGAGAUCUUUCAUUUUGUUCAGGACGACACACUUGUGCACCUUAAAACUAUUACCCACCCCCUACUCCACAGGUAUGUACUCUGUAAUAAACCCUUCACAGUACCACACAUUUUACAUUUGACAAUCUCUAUAGAAUCGUUUAUCUCAUUCAUCAUCUCUUUCAGUGUAAAUGACAUUGUUGCAGUCGGAGUGGAGAGCUUCUACGCCACAAAUGAUCACUCCUUUACCAAUGAGGCACUCCACUUUCUGACUAUCAUCCUGGAUCUCCCCUCGUGUGAUGUGGUAUACUACAGUCCACAGGAAGUGAGGGUGGCAGCCAGUGGCUUUAUGUCCGCAAAUGGCAUCAACAUAUCACCUGACAAACGGUAUAUUUAUGUUUCAGAUAUUUUAGGCCAUGAGAUCGACGUUUAUGAGAGACAAGAAGGGGAACAAUUAGUGCAUGUUAAGUCUGUUGCUGUUGGGUCACUCUGUGAUAACAUCGAGGUGGACCACAGGACAGGUGACUUAUGGCUGGGCUGUCAUCCAAAUGGUAUGAAGUUCUCAACGUAUGACCCUGAAGAUCCUCCCGGCUCCGAGGUUAUCCGGAUCAAGAACAUCCACUCGGAGCAGCCGGUGGUGAGUCUGGAGUACGGUGAUAACGGCCGUGUGCUCAUGGCCUCCUCUGUAGCUGCUCCCUAUGAGGGAAAGUUGCUCAUUGGCAGUGUUUUCCACAAAGCCCUGUGUUGUAAUUUGAAAUAGUCUAUGUAUUUUUUUUCCAUGGUCACAACAAAGACAUGUAAAAAAAAAAGAUUUGGAUGAAUAUGGGAUGAAAAACAAAAUAAAAUCUUGAUUCACCAUUUGCAAAA
Molecule: messenger RNA, 1592 nt
Organism: Sebastes umbrosus (honeycomb rockfish)
Lineage: Eukaryota; Metazoa; Chordata; Actinopteri; Perciformes; Sebastidae
Product: serum paraoxonase/arylesterase 2-like
Exons: 8
Coding region: 307-1485 (392 amino acids)
Molecular function (GO): arylesterase activity
Source: RefSeq, a predicted model, not a curated record